AUGGCCAGUGUGUUUGUUGUUGAUGCGGAGUUAAAGGACUCUGUUUUGGAGUUUGGGGCGAUUGUGGACGGAGUCAAUGAAACCAACGACUUUUCCCAAAGCUUGCAAGCUCAUUUUGUUAACGAAAGCUCUGAAAUUUCUGAUAAAGAUGAAUUAGUCAAGACCAUUUACAGUGGAGUCAGCAAUGAAGGUUUGAGCAAGUUAUCUGACAAGGAGUUUGAAUCAGCAUUCAACUUGGUUCUUUAUCUCGUAUUACAAUUGGAUGGAAGUAAAGGAAUUUCCAAUGGAGUUUUAAUUCAAACUUUGGUUGACAUAAAUCCUGUUAAGCAAGCUUCUUUAAGAGACAGAAGAUCUAUUAAGAGCACAACCAUUUUAUCAUGUUUCAACACUAUAUUCAAUGUUUUGCCUGCUAAUUCUGCCACUAGAAUUACUAUUUUGGAAAAGAUUUUUUACAUAGCCAAUGUUUCACAAGGUUCCAUCCCUUUCAAAUUACUUUCUGAAGGUCUUGGUAGCAACUUAAUAUCUUGGUUAACCAGUGCUGGAGCUUCUGAGACUCAAAUCAAAAGUUUAUUCUAUCAAUUUGUUGCCUUGGAUCAACAAUAUUCAUUGGAAACUCUUGGAUUAAUCAAAAAUUUCACUCAAAUUUAUACUGUUUCUGAAACUGAAGCCGAACAAAUCGCUCUUUUUGCUUUGAAGAGUGAAACCAUGGAUGUUUCAUCUUUAUUCAACAACAAUUUGACUUCUACAUUAAAGAAUUCAUCAUCAUCUGAAUUAUGUCAGUUAUUCUUGUCCUACGCCAAGGGUCAGGUGAUCAAGCACGUGCCUGAGCUGUUGGAAUUAUAUGCAGAACACAUUAAGUCUAAAUCUAGAGUUUUAAAUUUGGUUAAAUUCUUUGCUGAUAAUGAAGCUUCCAAGUCUAAAUUCACCUAUUCGGAAAUCCCGGAUGUUGUUGAUCAUCUUGACUUUGAAAUAUUGUUGAUCAAUGCCAUCAAAGCGGGUGUUAUUGAAGGAAAAUUGAAUCAAGUUGAACAAACAUUCUAUUUAACUAAAGUCAAUCGUUUCAUCAUUGCAAAGGAAGAUAACACUCAGAAUUGGGAAGCUGUUAAGAAGACAUUAUACAAUUGGAAGAAUGCUUUGAUUAACAUUAAUCAAGUUGUUAACGAAGCCAGGGAAAACAUAGUGCAACAGAACUAA
Molecule: messenger RNA, 1194 nt
Organism: Lizanozyma spartinae
Lineage: Eukaryota; Fungi; Ascomycota; Pichiomycetes; Serinales; Debaryomycetaceae
Exons: 1
Coding region: 1-1194 (397 amino acids)
Biological process (GO): cytoplasmic translational initiation
Cellular component (GO): eukaryotic translation initiation factor 3 complex
Source: RefSeq, a predicted model, not a curated record